AUGGAUGAGCAGGCUGUUCAGAUACCGUUUCGCUGGACUCUGAAUGAAGUCCAAGACAUCGGCACGCCAUUCCAUACCAUCGACAUCAUCAUCUUAGCAAAGCAGAGCUCUAUCUCUCACAGCACCUUGUCUUCAAAAGAGGCUGGGACUUGGCUGAAUGUCGAAGAGAAAGUUGCCAAUGACACCAAUCGGCAACCCCACACCCAGAAAGCCGUUAUCUUUUUCAGGGAUGCAUUCAUCCUCGCCCACAAGCAUAUGCAAACCAUAGCCCUCAAACUGGUUAUGACAGGCACGGAGGGCUUUGUGCUCCAGUCGGAUUUCCUAGGGCAACGGUUCGUGGACUGCGAGCACGUGGAAAGGAUCACUCACUUUCUUGAGCCAGGUCAACGUGUUGAAGCACCUGUUCUGCCCUAUGUGAAGGAAGGCGGCCUGUUGUCUUUCCUCCCAUCGCUAGUUGGUGGGAUAGUUGCCACAGGGCAGGAUUUGCAUGCUGUCGAGAAGAUACUGAGAGAUUUAGAGGACGAAUCGCGCGAUAGACUAUCAUUUUCGUGGUUAUCAUCGUCACCAGUCACAAGGAUGCGACUUGGGGUCGUGGAAGGUGGAUUUAGUUAUAUGUUCCGCGCCGCAAGCUUUCAUGCUGCGAAGACUCUCGGUAUUUCGCUUGUCAUACUUGACAAGCCAGGUCAUUGGCUGCAGUCCCCAGAAUUCGCAAACCUAUGGGACAAGUUCAUCCCUAUCGAUCUCACCGUCAACGAAACUCUUCCAGAUCGGAUAGUCCAUGCAAUCAGACAGUCCAAGGAAUCCAUUGAUGGCUUGGUGACAUUUUCUGAUUCAUAUCUUGUGCCGACUGCAAAAGCAGCUCAACUCCUAGCCCUUCCCACGUCUGCUCCCGCGGUUGCUUUCGCAGCCAGCUCCAACAAAUACCAGACUCGCCAGGUGGCCUCAGACUUAAAUGCUGACUCGAAGUUCGCAGCUAUAUCGGUUUCCAGCACCGCCGAGCUUCGUGUACAGCUCGACAUGCAAAUGUCUCUGAUUUCAUUCCCUCUCAUCGUCAAGCCUCACGCAAGCUCCGGUUCUCACGGCGUAACCAAGGUGGAUUCCUUGCAGGAACUUUACGCAGCGGUCGAAAAAGCAUGCAGUGGAGAGAAGCCCGCCGUGGUCAUCGAACGCUACGCAAAUGGCCCUGAAGUAGAUGCCAAUUUCGUGCUGUUGGAUGGAGAGAUACUUUUCUUCGAGAUUUGUGACGACUUCCCAUCAUCAGCGGACAUGGAGACCCUCAAACCUACGGCAUCGUUUAUCGAGACCCAGAAUGUGUACCCUUCUUCUCUCCCUUCCGAUGAGCAGGUCUUGGUGCGUGAGUCUAUGCUCCGCGUUCUCCGCGCCUUGGGAUUCCACUCAGGUGUAUUUCACGUCGAAGCUCGUGUUGAAAAUUCAGGGAAAGCGUAUCUAUCUGACGAGGACGGCCUCGUUGACCUUCGUCCGACUUCUGAGCCCCCAUCGUCGAAACCGAGCGUUUUUCUCAUUGAGGUCAAUGCCAGGUGUCCUGGAUUUCAGGUUAAUCAUGCCACUCGACACGUCUAUGGCGUGGACUACUAUGCACUACAAAUGCUUUUUGCGUUGGACGACAAGCAAAGAAUUAGAUCGCUGGCGACGCCGUUCCUCUCUGGUGCCCAAUACCACUGCGCAGUGACAUUCAUACCAGCAGUGAGAACUGGGGUAUUCAAUUCCGAGAAUCCGAUAAAAGACCUUGAGAAGCGGCGGCCUGAUUUGAUGACUGAUGUGGUCGAAAGCCAUGCCUUGUUCCAGCGUGGGCAACAGGUGCCCGGUCCGGAGACGGGGACGUUGAGGUGGAUAGCUUCUUUUAUUAUUGGGUGCAAGGAUAGUCGGACGGAAUUACUUCGAUUGGCUAGCAGUAUUCGAAAGGAGUUUCAUUAUCAGCUUGUGUGA
This is a messenger RNA of Penicillium hordei, 1947 nucleotides long. RefSeq lists its product as uncharacterized. The coding region runs from base 1 to 1947 and encodes 648 amino acids. Gene Ontology annotation, molecular function: metal ion binding; ATP binding. NCBI's taxonomy places the organism in Eukaryota, Fungi, Ascomycota, Eurotiomycetes, Eurotiales, Aspergillaceae. The transcript has 2 exons. The record is from RefSeq and is a predicted model, not a curated record.